Messenger RNA from Eupeodes corollae, 1049 nucleotides. RefSeq lists its product as uncharacterized. NCBI's taxonomy places the organism in Eukaryota, Metazoa, Arthropoda, Insecta, Diptera, Syrphidae. The coding region runs from base 240 to 944 and encodes 234 amino acids. The record is from RefSeq and is a predicted model, not a curated record. The transcript is spliced from 3 exons.
UUAGUUGUUUUUUUCUUUUCAAAAACUAUCUAAAAGACUUCUUUUUCUUAAUGUACAUAAUUACAUUUAAAUGUACUCAUUGAAGUAUAGCUUCUUAAAGAGUUAAGUGUUAAUUAUAAAUUCUAAGAGUUGUUUAAUUGAUUUUUUGAAAAUAUAUUGAUCUUAAGGAGAGAGAAAUUACUUUUUUUUCGUUCGGGUUGUUUUCUGAUAAUAUAAACAUUUAAUUAACAUUGACAAAAAUGACAACUACAAUGGAUUUGAGAAAGAUGUCUGAAAAGGAUAUUGAAGAAAAUCUUAAGGAAAUUCUCGGCAAGGAAUCGAGAGAAGAAAGAAAAGCAAAUGGACGCUUGGUUGCAGUUAUUGUUGCAUCUUUUGUAAUCUUUUUGGCUAUUUACCACGCUUGGAUAAGAAAAACCACUGUAUUAGCAGGUAUUUUAGUACCAGCUCUUAUAAUGAUCCUUUAUGGUGGUUGGGUAGUAAUAUUGGCAAAACGUGAUAAAAGAAAACGUCAAUUAUUUGAAAAGAAAAUCGAAGAAGUAGCUCGAGCUCAAAAACUCCACAAAGCUGAAUUGGGAGAAACCAAAAGAAAAUCAUCUAAAGCCUCAACAACUUCAAGUACUUUAAAGCUAUCAACUAAAGAUGAAAAACACCCAACAACUAAAGAAAAAAAGACGACUUCCAAGAAACAAAAAAAAGACAUCUCAUCAACAAAUAACAAAGAACCUUCUUCCAAGACAUCAUCCAAAUCUGCUGCAAAGACUUCGAAAAGUUCAAAGACCACUUCAAAGCCUCACAAUAUGAAGCUAAAACCAAAACGUGAGAGCUUACGACACAAACUUUGCCGUCAAAAUGCUGUUAUAGAAACUCCAACCGCCAAAAUCGUGAUAUCCUGCAAAGAAGAACGAAAAAAAGCGCCAUUUGUUAGAACUUCAUCUGCACCAUAAGUUUAGGAAUUUUAUUUGAUUUAGGCGUAGAUGUAUUUAUUUAUUGUUUUUUUGUUGUUUUUAUAUAGAUUUUUUAUACGAAUAUUUUAUAUUACAUGUGUACAU